UCUAUAAAAUAUGUAGAAAAAAAAUUAGCGAGGAAAAUGAUGCAAUUAGGUAAAAACAACGGAGUUAAUGAAAUAUGUAAAUCAAAAAUACAUAAGAGAUUAUUAAUUGAUACAAAUUCGUUAUUAGCUUCAAGUUAUUCAAUAACACUUAAAAUCCCUAUUGAUUUGCUCAUUAAAAAAAAAACGAUCAUCACUUUUUUUCUCUGUGUGUCAGUUUAGGUUAACAAGUGGAGGGGGUCCAUUUACAACGCGUUUCCAGCCAAAAAAUGUAAUCAUUGUAUUCUUAAUAUUAAGGAUUGUUAAUGCAGUUCAUACUUUUUCUAGAAAAUAGAAAGUUUAAAACAGUCAGCAUUUUAUAACAGACAUUUUUCUAAGAGUUAAAAGGAUAUAGAAAUGUAACUAUGUAAUCAUUUAUCUGUGCGUGCCCCACAUGUAUUAUCUGUGUAAUAAAUUUGAUUGUAUUCUCACACUUAGGAACACCUGACCUCACCUAAUUUUUUUACAUUGUUUUGCUAACCUAACUAUUUUACAAUUCAGAGUGCAAACCACACCUCUAACUUCUCCCUAAUAUAAUGCAUUGUUGACAUUUGUUAGACUGGUUAGACGACUAUUAAGUAAAUUUUAUUUAGUUAGUACAUAUUAACCAAAAUAAGACUUAACAGAAAUUUGAAAAAUACUACAAUGUAAUUGGACAAAAAAUAAUGUUGGUAUUAAACAGAUUAUGUGUAGUUAAAACAGAAAAUAUCCUAUGGACUAUAGUUUUUAAAUAUAAAUAAAUACUUUAAGUUUAAAAAUAGUUAUAACGAAGUUAUAAUUAUAUAAUAAUCACAAAAUUAUAUAAGUAAAACAAUGAAUAUGAAUAAUAGAUUUAAAGUUCAUUAUCUUCAUGAAAUUAAAUGUGGCUGCAGAACAACAGUAAUGUUAAAAAUAUUUAACUUUAAGACAUUUGAUUUGUGGUAAGAAGGUUGUUUUCAAGACAAAUGACUAGUACUCAGAAUGAAAGUGACCUCAUAUCUUUAAUAUUGAAUUAUCAAGACUUCCUUUUAAGAAGUGAUAAACGAGAAAAUGUCGAGAAAGUUUGUUUUGGAGCUACAAUUCAAAGUCUCAUCUCGAGCGCGCGUUCAACAAAUAAAAAAAUAGCAAAUCAACAAAAUAUCAGUUAUACAACAACAACUACAAAUAUUCAUUGCAUUAAAACAACAUGUUUUAUAUAUAUAUAUUAAAACAACAUGUUUUAUAUAUAUAUAUUUCGAUUGAUUUUGAUUUUGCAAACAUUAGGUUUACAAAUUUUUGUUAAGUUGUUCACGUAUAAUAAAUUAUAAUAUGUCUUUAUAAUCUUUUUGAUGGUUUUUGAUCUUAAGUCCUGGAAUUUAGAGCAUUUCAACAAAAUUAUAUUCAUUUUCUUUUAGACAGGCAUUACAAUUUCUACACAAUCUUUUAUUUCUUGGUAUAUUUCUAUGUCGUCCACGUCAAUAGCCAGAUCAUGAGAAGAUAAACCAAAUUUAGACAAUCUACACUAAAUUUUACGGUGGCAUAGAGGGGACAUCAUAAAUAUUUUAUCUAUCACGUGCGCACGUGAUGGGGGACAUCAGAAAUAUUUUAUCUAUCACGUGCGCACGCGAUGGAGGAAAUCAGAAAUAUUUUAUCUGACACGUGCGCACGCGAUGGGGGACAUCGGAAAAUAUUUAAAUACCACGUGCGCACGCGAUAGCUACCACGUGCGCACGCUAUGACUACUACGUGCGCACGCGACAGCUACAACGUGCGCACGUACAAUUUAUUACGUAAGCACGCGAUAGCUUUUAAUUUCAAACAAGUCAUGAAUAAGCACUUCCCUGACCAUUUUAGAAAUGGAAGGUAUUACGUGCGCACGUAGUAGUUAUCGCGUGCGCACGUAGAAGCUGUCGCGUGCACACGUAGUAACUGUCGCGUGCGCACGUAUUAGUAGUAGCGUGCGUACGUGGUAGCUAUAGCGUGCGCACGUAGUAGCUAUCGCGUACGCACGUGAUAGAUAAAUAUUUUUGAUGUCCCCAUCGCGUGCGCACGUAGAAGCUGUCGCGUGCACACGUAGUAACUGUCGCGUGCGCACGUAUUAGUAGUAGCGUGCGCACGUGUUAGCUAUAGCGUGCGCACGUAGUAGUUAUCGCGUGCGCACGUGAUAGAUAAAUAUUUUUGAUGUCCCCAUCGCAUAAGCACGUGAUAGAUAAAAUAUUUCUGAUAUCCCCCAUCGCGUGCGCACGUGAUAUAUAAAAUAUUUCUGAUGUCCCACAUCGUAUGCGCACGUGAUAGAUAAAAUAUUUCUGAUGCCACCGUAAAAUAUCGGUUCAACCAUAAGAUCCAACUCAUUUUCAAAUUCAAAAGAGUGUUUAAAUAAACAAUAUGUUUCCAAUCUAGAAGAAUUAUAAAUUGAAGAAAUACGAAAAAGAAUUAAAAUUAAAAUUCUAUGCUUAUCAUUAUUGUUAUAACUGGUAAUUAUUUCAUAUAAUCUGUUAAUUUUGCGCUAAAAUGGAUCUCAUUUAUUUAUCCAGAUGACGGAAUAAUCCUACCAAAUUCACGGUUAUCAGUAAAUCGGACACCAAGAAAAAGACUAAAAACAGCAAAGCAUAAAGUAAUGGAGGAAAAAGUCAAGUUGGCUUGCCUUUCUACUUUGAAGAGAAGAAGAGGUAAAGAAUCAAGUACAGCAGAAAAUAAACCAGAAAAGAAAAGAAAGACCGAAAUUAACAAUGAUAAUGUGAUUACGCUUCAAAAAGGAUCGAAAAUAAAGAAAAUACAAACUAUUCCAGAUGAAAUCUAUAAGGAAGAACAAACUCAAAAUAUAAACACAAAGUUGAAACAAUUUCAAGAAGGCACAAUCAUUGCUGAAAGUGAAAAACUAGAAAAUAAGCAAAAUGUACUGAAUUCAAAUAAUAAUAAUGAACGAUCAACGGAAAAGAAGAAAAAAUACAAAGAUAAAACGGAAGACAUUUGUGUUGAUGGAAUCAAUACUCAUAUAGAUAAAACUCACUUUACUUCCACGUUUGUAUAUGAAGAAAAAGAAAACUCAAAACAGUAUAGAGACAAUAUGGAAAGCUUAAAUGACUCCGAAAUAAGCAAUUUUCAACAUAUAUCCAAUUUGUCGAAUGCUGAUGCACAUGAGGAGAAAAUCGAAACACACCAGCAUGAAGAAAAUACAAAGAUAACAAAUGAUGACGGAAUAAGCAUACUUCAAAAUAAAUCACAAAUGAUAAAAACAGACGAAUUCGAAGAUACAGAAUCAAGGAAAGGGGAGAGAAAGAAAAAGAAGCACAGUGAAAAAAUAAAAAGUGUAAAUGUUGAAGAGACUAAAGUGUUUCUCGCUGAUUCUACAAGAACGGAUACAAUUGACAAAAUGGCGAAAAUUAAAAAGAAACAUAUGGAAAAGAUAAAUGAUGAUGAAUUUACUGUAUUUGAAGAAAACAUGAUCAAUACUCAUAUAGAUAAAUCCCACUUUACUUCCACGUUUGAAUAUGAAGAAAAAGAAAACUCAAAAAAGUAUAGAGACAAUAUGGAAAGCUUGAAUGACUCCGAAAUAAGCAGUUUUCAACAUAUAUCCAAUUUGUCGAAUGCUGAUGCACAUGAGGAGAAAAUCGAAACACACCAGCUUGAAAAAAAUACAAAAAUAACAAAUGAUGACGGAAUAAGCAUACUUCAAAAUAAAUCAAAAAUGAUAAAAACAGACGAAUUCGAAGAUACAGAAUCAAGGAAAGGGGAGAGAAAGAAAAAGAAGCACAGUGAAAAAAUAAAAAGUGUAAAUGUUGAAGAGACUAAAGUGUUUCUCGAUGAUUCUACAAGAACGGAUACAAUUGACAAAAUGGCGAAAAUGAAAAAGAAAAAGAAGAAACAUACGGAAAAGAUAAAUGAUGAUGAAUUUACUGUAUUUGAAGAAAACAUGAUCAACACUCAUAGAGAUAAAUCCAACUUUACUUCCACGUUUUUAUAUGAAGAAAAAGAAAACUCAAAAAAGUAUAGAGACAAUAUGGAAAGCUUGAAUGACUCCGAAAUAAGCAGUUUUCAACAUAUAUCCAAUUUGUCGAAUGCUGAUGCACAUGAGGAGAAAAUCGAAACACACCAGCUUGAAGAAAAUACAAAGAUAACAAAUGAUGACGGAAUAAGCAUACUUCAAAAUAAAUCAAAAAUGAUAAAAACAGACGAAUUCGAAGAUACAAAAUCAAGGAAAAGGGAGAAAAAGAAAAAGAAGCACAGAGAAAAAAUAAAAAGUGUGAAUGAUCAAGAGACUAAAGUGUUUCUCGAUGAUUCUACAAGAUCGGAUACAAUUGACAAAAUGGCGAAAAUUAAAAAGAAAAAAAAGAAACAUAUUGAAAAGAUAAAUGAUGAUGAAUUGACUGUAUUUGAAGAAAACAUGAUCAAUACUCAUAAAGAUAAAUCCCAUUUUACUUCCACGUUUGUAAAUGAAGAAAAAGAAAACUCAAAAAAGUAUAGAGACAAUAUGGAAAGCUUGAAUGACUCCGAAAUAAGCAGUUUUCAACAUAUAUCCAAUUUGUCGAAUGCUGAUGCACAUGAGGAGAAAAUCGAAACACACCAGCAUGAAGAAAAUACAAAGAUAACAAAUGAUGACGGAAUAAGCAUACUUCAAAAUAAAUCACAAAUGAUAAAAACAGACGAAUUCGAAGAUACAAAAUCAAGGAAAAGGGAGAAAAAGAAAAAGAAGCACAGAGAAAAAAUAAAAAGUGUGAAUGAUCAAGAGACUAAAGUGUUUCUCGAUGAUUCUACAAGAUCGGAUACAAUUGACAAAAUGGCGAAAAUGAAAAAGAAAAAAAAGAAACAUAUGGAAAAGAUAAAUGAUGAUGAAAUGACUGUAUUUGAAGAAAACAUUCAAGACAAUGAAACCACAUCAUUUCAAAUUAAAACGGAUGUCUGGCUAAGGAUUAAGCCAAAAGAAAUAAUAUAUGAAGGUAAAUGCAAACGAAAAGUAAGGCGAUUGCAGGGAGAUUGGACGCGUAUAUUUGCUAAAGGAAUCUUAGAAACCCACCCAGGUUGUGUGUUGGCAUUUCGGUCACACCGUGUUAAACAAAACAAAACUAGAAAAUCGUCAGGACCAUUUAUUGUUGCGAAAGCAGUGUGCAAAGGUUCCACUUGUUGCAGAAGCUUUACAUUCACAAUUCAUCAAGAACCUUUAUGUGAUACCGACGUUCUGGUAAAUAUUAAAGCAGAAGGAUUUGUUAUUCAUGACGAAAGCGAGGUAAAUAGACGGAACAUAGCUGGCGAUGAAAGGCAUCUUACAGCACAAGAACUUUCAUCAACUACGGUGGCGUCAUACUUCUCCAAAAACCUUUUAAAUGCAGACAAGAAUAUGCUUAAACAAGGCAACUACUCAGAUACACCAAAUAAAGCAGUUCUAAGAAAGAUCGUUUCAGAAAUAUUAGAAGAAGAGCAGCUUCAUCAAAAUAUAUUGGCUGAACUAGACGUUCUUAAAGAAAGUCAAGGAAAACAACAUUAUAUACAGGACAUAGGUAUGGACCCGUUUACACUUAUUUUGUUUUCUGAGGACCAAAUCAAAUUAGUUAAACAACUUUCGAAAACUGAUGAGUUGAACCUCUUCAUUGACGCUACCGGAUCAAUAAUUCACACAAUUAAAGGACAAAAGAAGCCAUAUCUUUACAGUAUAGUCAUAAAACCUAAUAAAAGUUUACCGCCUGUGUCAAUAGCUGAUAUGUUAACAACGCAACACACAAUUCCACGAAUUGAGUUAUUUUUUGGAACAUUCAUAAGAGCAACACUGAGUGGCAGACGAAAAUUGAAUAUUAGAAAGAUAGAAACUGACUACAGUUACGCGUUAAUACAAGCAGUUUUGAAAUCUUUUAAUACAACAACCUUAAAAAGAUAUAUUUUACAAUGUUUUGACCACCUCAACCUCGACCCGACAAAUGAAUCUAUCCAUUCUAUUCCUUUUACAGUUAUACAUUUAUGUUCAGCCCACAUGAUCAAGGACUUUAUUCGAUGCUUAAAACAGUACAAAGUUGAGAAAACCACAAAACAUCUAAUGGUACGGUUAUUUGCUAUUCUUCAAAACACAACUUCCAUGGAAUGUGCAAAAGAAAUAUAUAGAUUCAUAUGUAUUACUUUUCUCUCUGAAAAAGAGUCAUUGCAAACAACAGAAUCGUUAAGGGAACUUAAAAGACACUUGAAGAACAUUGACCCUGAUCAUGAUCUUAAUGAAGAAAGCGAAGAAAAUGAGGAUGAGACGCAACUACCAAAUGAAAACGAAUUACAAGAAAUGACAAUUAAAGAAGCCUCGCCAUUCACUGCUGAAUUUACUAAAGUUAAAAAUAGGGCAAGGAAAGAAAUAAAUCAAAUUGAAGGAGAAAGACCAAAUGCCUUGUUUUUUCCAGCAUUUAUCGAGUGCCUAGAAAGAUUCUUUCCUAUAUUCCCUCUAUGGUCUGGGAUAAUGCUAAGGUUUUUGAUUGGGCAAGACAACAAAUAUCUAACAAGAGAUACAAAUACAGCAGCUGAAAUUUGGUUCAAAUACCUAAAAUGUGACUUAAAACUGAAGAGAUUAAGACCUGCAAAGUUUGUCAAUAAGUUAAAAGAUGCUGUAGUGAGCAGACUAAUACAAUACGAAUUUCAAGGAGCAGAUAAAAGAAAAAGUAAGACAUUGACAGAACAGAAUUGUCCAGAAGCUAAUAAAGGAAAAAACACAAGAACCAAAAUUCAAAAUGAAACGAUAGAUUCACAAAACUCGUUAAAGGUAAAAACGACAGCCAAGAAACGAACUAAGAAGGAAAAGACACUCACGACAGAUGCGUUCCUCGAAAUUAAAGAAGAAAUUUGGAAAGAAAAUAAAACUAAAAAGAAACCAAAGUAUCAUAAUAUACAAAGAACGAUGGAGAAUCUACCAAAGGUUAUGGGUUGGGGUGGAAAAGUAGAAGACAUUUACAUAACAAAUACAUGCACAAUUGACAAUGGGUUAACAAUUAUAAAUUUAUUUCAUAAAGAUAACCAACAGUUUAGAUAUGCUUUGGAAAACGAACUGUCAAAGGUCGGAAACACAUUAAAGUCUGUAAUGAUGUUAAUGUCGAAGUCUGAAUUUGCAGCCGCAAAGGCCAUCUGGGCUGAUCUCACCGAAACCAAAGAAGAUCUAAUGUCAUUAAGAAAAAGUCUGUUUGGAGACGAGUAUGACUUUAUGUUCAAGCAUCUAGACGAGGAGUGGUUAACUACUGUGAAAUCGGUUUGCGACAACAACAACUGUACCAAUACCAUUAGUGACGGACGUCCGGAACAUGGUUGUAUUUGUUUAGGAUACCCAACAGGAAUUGAAAACAUACAAAACAUUAUCGACUGGUGGAUGAAUAAUAACUCUCCAUGUGUGCAAGUUGACGUUGAAAACUAUGAACACACAAGCGAAGCCUCCUGUACCGGUUUACGAACACAUAAGCGAGAGAUAAUGAAAACUUUUCCAGUACUGCCGGUCAGAAUAUAUGAACUCUUCCUGAACGGUAAAUUGAGUGUGAAAACUCUGAUGCAGUGUACAACCAUAGAACUUAUGGGUUGCAUUUACAAACUUGCUGGAAUAACCAUGCAUAAGGAAGAACAUUAUUGUUCUAUCGUCUGUUACAAAGAUUCCUUUUUCUGGUAUGAUGGUUUAAGGGCAAAGUUAGGACCAAUAGUUAAAGACUUGGAAAAGUGGUUUCCUAGUUAUUUAGUGUUUUGCUAUAAUGGUGCAUGUUCAGACUGAAAACAAAUUUAGGCAUUAAACAUGUUACAAAACCAUUUCAUGUAUAAAACAUGUUUAAAGAACGCCAUUUAGGAUUUGUUGUUUUUGUUUUGUUUUGUUUUUUUGGUAUGAAGGGAACAUUUUUUUUUAAAGAUUUUUGUACAAUCGAAUGUAGGUCAGUAACUCGAGUGCCAUAUUUCAGAUAAUUUGGUCCAUCCAUGUUUAAAGGAUAGUCCUUUGUAUAACGCAAAGUUACUCAAAUUUGAAAAGCGGGAACAAAGCUUUUAACUCAAAUUGGCAACACCAUGGUAUAUCACUUCUCUUCUGAGUAUAUUUUUGUACUGUUUUUUUUUACCUCAGUGGCACCGCUUUUAAGUGUAUGAAAAUGUCUAAUUAUCUUUGUUCUAUUGUUAUGUUCAAGACGAAUAGCUGGACGCUCCUUAAAUUUAAGAAAAUAAGGGGUAUUUCUUAAAAGUUAAAUACUAUUUUUGGAGCGUGCAGGAAAUGUAUUCAUUGAUUAUUUUAUCCAAGCAUUAACAAUCACUAAUGCAGACUGACAGAUAGCAAUUACAUAAUACGAUUUUUCUAUCAUUCAUUUGUUUGUAUUGUUACCCUACACAGGCGUUUGGUGGUCAUUGUUUUAAUUUGGAGCAAAAGAGAAUUUCAUGAACAUCCAGGCCAAUAGUAUUCACACUAGCGAAUGAUGAUCCCUUAAUGGUCCUUUUUAUAUAAUAUUUUAAAUUAUGGCUAGAUGUUCAAGAUGGUUGCCAUAGCUAGAAAUACUUUUUAUAUACAUGUAUUCUGAUAGGGGUUUACGUAAUUGAUAAUUAGAAAACGUUGUUAAAAUAGUUGUGCUAAAAAGGGCCACAAUCGCUAUGAAUUCAAAAAAUCAAAAAGCAAUUGUUUCAUUUUCAGGUAGACAAAUCAUUAUGUUAUUCGACACGAAUUAUAAUUUGGUUGCACUUCCCUAAAAUUGUUUAAGUCAUUACAAUCUGAUAAAUGAUAUGGCUUUC
Molecule: messenger RNA, 8703 nt
Organism: Ruditapes philippinarum (Manila clam)
Lineage: Eukaryota; Metazoa; Mollusca; Bivalvia; Venerida; Veneridae
Exons: 5
Coding region: 2612-7711 (1699 amino acids)
Biological process (GO): chromatin remodeling; positive regulation of transcription by RNA polymerase II
Cellular component (GO): histone acetyltransferase complex
Molecular function (GO): histone H3 acetyltransferase activity
Source: RefSeq, a predicted model, not a curated record